Molecule: messenger RNA, 1090 nt
Organism: Neodiprion fabricii
Lineage: Eukaryota; Metazoa; Arthropoda; Insecta; Hymenoptera; Diprionidae
Product: solute carrier family 25 member 35-like
Exons: 5
Coding region: 109-1065 (318 amino acids)
Source: RefSeq, a predicted model, not a curated record
GUAUCUUUAAGAAUAAAUCGAACCCAGGAAACUCAUACGAGUGUUUAACGCACGCUGAUUAUUACAGCUGACACGUGACAAUUAUAUAAAUAGAUCUGCAUUAAAAAUAUGACAACCAUCUCGCCGCAGUCGUCAUCGAAAAAAUUGCCAGGAGUAGAAUUUGCACUUGGUGGUAUCGCGGCAAUGGGUGCCGGGUGCUUUACAAACCCAAUUGAUGUAAUAAAAAUACGCCUCCAGCUUCAAGGAGAGUUGGCGACACGCGGGACCUAUAAAAAACUUUACAAAAACACAAUUCAUGCUGCUUACAUUGUUGCUAAGCAUGAAGGAAUUUUUGCUCUACAAGCCGGCUUUAUACCAGCUAUUGGAUUCCAACUGGUUCUAAAUGGAGUCCGGCUAGGAACUUACAAUAUUGCAAAAAAGCACAAAUGGACUUUGAACAAGUAUGGAAAAACCAGUAUUGUAAAGACCGCAGUAAUAUCUGGUACUGCAGGUGCUGUGGCAUCUAUUAUUGGUAGUCCUUUGUACAUGGUCAAAACACAAUUACAAGCUCAAGCUGCUUCUUCUAUAGCAGUCGGCCACCAGCACGGUCACGUUAGCACGUGGGCUGCGUUCCGAAAUUUGUGGAGAGAAGGGGGAUUCAAAAGUUUUUAUCGUGGGUGGAACGCUGGUGUUCCCAGACUUUUUGUAGGAUCUGCAACACAGCUAACGUCGUUUAGUUUGGCAUCGGACUGGUUGAAAUCUAUAAAUUUAUUUCCUGAUCAUCCAGUUUUGUUAACAUUUUUGGCUAGUUUUGUGGGCGGUACUUGUCCAGCCUUAACUAUGCAACCAUUCGAUGUCGUUGCAACAAGACUAUAUAAUCAAGGAGUCGAUGCAAAGGGUAAAGGGCUUUUGUACAAUGGCGUAUUCGAUGCCUUGAUUAAGAUAGCCAAGAAAGAAGGAAUUUACGGACUGUACAAAGGUACAUUCCCAACGUGGUUGAGAAUAGCUCCUCAUACCGUUUUAUGUUUGGUAUUUUAUGAUGAGUUAGAUAAAUUCUACACAAAGUUAACAAGCGAAUCUCAAUAAUGUGUUAAUAGCAAUAAUCAAUUUA